UGAAUUUGAAAACCCAAAAAAAGAAAAAAAAACAACCAGAAGAGAGAGAGAGUGAGUAGAGAUGAGAGGAGGCAGAGGCAGAGGCAGAGGAGGAUGGAGCAGAAGAAGAAUCAGAGGAGAUGAUGAUGAAGAAGAAGAAGAACAUCAUACUGGUAGUGGUGAUGCAGAAUCUGAGUCUGAGGAAGCAGCAGCUAUUAGGUUAGAACUGGAACAAAACGAACAACAAGGUGAAGAUGAUGAUGAUGAAGAAGAAGAGGAAGAGUUUGCUGAAGCGGAAGAAACCAUGGCGGUGGAAAAAAGCGGGAAUCAUACUCAAGAAGAGGGUUUUGUUGAUUCUGAGGUUCAAGAAGAGGAGGAGGAAGAAGAUGAAGAGAACGAUGAGAAACAACUCCCACCUAAACUUGAUGAGGGGUUUUAUGAAAUUGAACAUGUCAGAAGGAAAAGGGUCCGCAAGGGGCAAGCUCAGUAUCUCAUUAAAUGGCGUGGAUGGCCCGAGACAGCGAAUACAUGGGAACCCAUUGAAAACUUACAAGCAUGUGUAGAUGUCGUUGAUGCAUUUGAAGAAAGCUUACAGUCGGGUUCAAAGGGUCGAAAGAGGAAGCGCAGGGGUUCUUUUUCCCAACCCAAGAAGACACAACAGCGUACGCCGUCUUCAAAUGUGUCUGGUUCUAGGCCAGGACGUAAGCCCCGAUCAUUGACGUCUCCCUCUACUGAGAAUUCAAGGCCUACUCCCUCUGCUGAGAAUUCAAGACCUACUCCCUCUGCUGAGAAUUCAAGACCUUCAACUCGUCGUCAUAGAGUUGCAAGUAAAUCACUUUAUGGAGAAAAAAAAGGGAAUGUGACGAAUGAAGGUGAGGCUAAGAUUGUGGAUGGUAACAAUGUGGGUACAGUUACCCAACCAACCGAGAAUCAGAAUGAGCUCAGACAGAGAACCUGCACAGACAAUGUAAAUUCUGACAGUGGGAAGGUUUCUAUACAAUUUCCUGAUAUGCGGACUUCAGACAAGGUAGAAAGUCAAAGAGUUGAGCUUGGAAGAGUAGAUUUUGAUGAAAGUAUCCAAAGUAAUCGCUUCACAGGAGCUAGAAGGAGGAAAUCUGGAAAUGUCAAGAGGUUUAAGAAGGAAUCGGCUGUAUCAAUCAUAGACAAAGCUCAAAAUGGAGAUAAGUUUGAGGCACAUAGGGACAGUGAAGGACUGACAAGGGAUGAUGCAGCUGACCAGCGUAAGGCAGAAAGGUUGUCCAACAGAUCUUAUAUUACCAAGAUCAUCAAGCCUAUUGGUUAUUCAGCUUCAAUAUCGAAUGAUGUACAGGAUGUGUGUGUCUCUUUUGUGGUGAUGAGCUCUGAUGGGAGAGAGGUGGUGGUGGAUAAUAAAAAGCUGAAGAUUGACCACCCGCAACUGUUGAUAAGCUUCUACGAGCAACAUCUUCGUUACAGCCCUCCUGUAUACCCUCCUGCAUGAGAUACAAAAGGGUUCUUCAUGAAUUAGUGUUGCUGACACGGAGGAGUUCAAAGACAUAGUGCUUAUGAGUCUGAUGAGAUGUAAUCAGCUUUUUUUGUUCUCUCUAUGUUAUUUUUUUCUAUGCACACGUAUUAUAUGUAAAAGAUAUGGCUAAUAUAUUCUUAGGGCAGGUUGAAGAGAAAUGUUCAGGGCAGGUUGAAGAGAAAUGUUCGCGCUUUAUUAUAGUUAUAACAUACUAGUUAGGACCUUCUUUGUGAUUUGCAUGUGCACAUUAUGAGUUUCUCUCUGAAGUUGAAAUGGCUCACUAAUGUUAAACAUUUCAGAACUGAUUCAUCCAUUUUAGUGGGGUUUUGAACAUA
This is a messenger RNA of Papaver somniferum (opium poppy), 1818 nucleotides long. Its product is annotated as probable chromo domain-containing protein LHP1. NCBI's taxonomy places the organism in Eukaryota, Viridiplantae, Streptophyta, Magnoliopsida, Ranunculales, Papaveraceae. Gene Ontology annotation, cellular component: nucleus. The transcript has 6 exons. Gene Ontology annotation, biological process: heterochromatin formation. The record is from RefSeq and is a predicted model, not a curated record. Bases 62 to 1459 code for a protein of 465 amino acids.